AAUCAUGUUUGGGAUGUCAGUCACCAGAAUCAAAAUUUUUACUGGACUAAUGGUGUUGUUGAUGAUGUUUGUAUCAGGAGCCUUGAAAAUGUAUCCGUAGCUGCUGAUGAACAGUAUGGAAUGUUAAUAAUAAUGAAAUGGAAUGGUGUUA
This is a messenger RNA of Racocetra persica, 151 nucleotides long. The record is from the annotation of a GenBank genome assembly. Lineage: Eukaryota; Fungi; Glomeromycota; Glomeromycetes; Diversisporales; Gigasporaceae.